CGGAUGUCGCCUGACCGACCUGACAUUAGUCGAAGAUGGCGGUGAAUGGCGGCGUACGUCUCUUGCUCGUAGGAGUUUUGUGUACUUUUCUCUUGAAACUGUGCAAUGGCGCGGCGACGGACAUCAAAUUGGACGCCAAGGCUCAGCUGUUGCACCGGCUCGACAGUCUCAAUCUCCUGCUCUACACGUUCCUAUUGAUUUUAACCGUUUUAACAAUAUGGAUGUUCAAGCACCGCCGCUUGAGGUUCCUCCAUGAAACUGGUCUGGCUGUCAUCUACGGCUUAAUCAUAGGAGCGAUAAUACGUUAUGGUUUCACAACGAGCAGCACUAUUCUGCAUAUGCCGGUGGUUCCAGAUAAUUCGAGCAAAUAUAAUCAGUCUGUACCACCGGACACGCUAUGGUUACGUUUCCCGGAAGACAAGGGUGGCGGUGUCGUGAAGAACAAAACAUUUGCGUAUUCGUUUCGUGGCGAAAUUUACAAGGAAGAUAAUGAAAUCGAUUUGAAGGCAACUUUUGAUCCUGAAAUAUUUUUCAAUAUCAUAUUGCCUCCCAUUAUUUUCCAUGCUGGAUAUAGUUUGAAGCGUAGAUACUUCUUCAGAAAUUUAGGUGCAAUUCUCAUGUAUGCUUUGAUAGGAACCUCUAUAUCAGCUUUUGUUAUUGGAGCUCUGAUGUAUGCCUUUGUACAAUUGAUACCACAUCUCUCCACGUCGUUCACGUUUCUGGAUACCCUAUACUUUGGCGCUCUAAUAUCGCCUACGGAUCCUCUGACAAUAAUAUCUAUCUUCAACGACCUACAUGUAGACGUUAAUCUAUAUGCUUUGGUAUUCGGCGAGAGUGUAUUGAACGAUGCGGUCGCCAUUGUACUUAGUGGAUCAAUACAGAACUACGCAGAACGAUACCAGUCGGGAUCGGGUGGUUUCGAAACCGUGGCGUUCUUUCAGGCGUUCGGAGACUUUGUUGAAAUAUUUAGUUUGUCUCUCUUUAUCGGUGCUACGAUGGGGUGCAUCACUGCAUUAUUGACCAAGUUCACCAGGGUUCGAGACUUUCCUCUCUUAGAAUCGGCGUUAUUCGUUUUAAUGUCAUAUAGUACAUUUUUAAUUGCCGAAGCUACCGAUCUUACAGGCGUGGUUGCUGUUCUCUUCUGUGGAAUAUGCCAGGCUCAUUACACGUACAACAACCUGAGUCUGGACUCGCGCCAGCGUACAAAACAACUGUUCGAGCUGUUAAAUUUCUUAGCCGAGAAUUUCAUAUUUAGUUACAUCGGCGUUUCGAUGUUUACCUUCCCAAAACAUCAUUUCGAUCCUGGCUUUAUUUUCGCAGGAUUUCUAUGCGCGUUACUGGGUCGCGCGGCUAAUGUUUAUCCGUUAUCCUUCAUACUGAAUCUGGCGCGAAAGCCGAAGAUAUCGUUAAACUAUCAGCACAUGCUGUUCUUCGCAGGGUUGCGUGGCGCCAUGAGCUUCGCUCUCGCCAUCAGGAACACCGUGUCGGACGCCAGGCAAGCUAUGUUGACCACGACUAGCUUGAUUGUUAUAUUGACGGUUAUUCUACAAGGAGGUGCAACAACGCAAUUUUUAAGCUGGUUCAAUAUUCCAGUCGGAGUAGAUGAAGAAAUAGAAGGACUUUCUCAUAAUGGAACGCGUAGUUCUGGCGGCGAGGGUGGCUACGGUGAUCUGGACAUACGUAGGGGAAGAAGUCCGCCGUAUAAUUCUAUGCAGGACGGAUCGUUACCAGGCGGCGGUAGUAGCAGUGGUAUCGGUGGCACGAAACCUAAUGAAAAGGCGUUGCUCGCGAGAAUUUGGGGCGAUUUUGAUACCAAAUACAUGAAGCCCUUGUUAACGCAUUCCAGGCCUACGUUAUUAGAAACGUUGCCGGUCUGUUGUAGUCCGCUAGCAAGAAUUCUCACAACCACGCAACAAAUGACGCAGGACGAAGUUGCGAGGAAGGUCGAUUCAGAUUCGGAUUUCUGCUUGGAAGAUCGCGAGAUGGAACGACGCAGGACCAGCGUUCAGCCGAGAGAGAGAAACGGUGACGGUGAUGAUUCCAAUUCCGAUGACGAAGACCUCAGACUCAUCGGAAUGAACGGAUUUAUUCCGUUACGAACGUUGUAGCCGGGAAAACGCUCGACGAACGAUGUGUACCUAAGACCUAUACGGCAAAAGACAGAUUCUCCUCUUUGAAUAAUUGCGAAUAGGUCAUAACACGCGGUGAUUUUUCGAAAGUAUUAAUAUGUACGUAUAGUUUUAAUGAGAACGAAGAUGAUAUAUGCCGAUUUGUCGGUUUUUUUUUAAUUAUAAUAUAUAAUACAUAUUUUGAAGUAUAAUAUACUUCUAUUUGUACAUAGAGAAUGUUAGAGAAGAAAAUUCGGGACCUGGAGAGAACAUAGUGUUUAUUGAACUGAAUAAGAAACAAUGCUUUUCUAAUCUCAACAGAGUUUUAACGCGCGAGUACCAUGUGCGAGCACUCCCGGAUUCUUUCUUUUCUGACUACUGAAAUGUUUGCCAAAUUCUUUGCGAGGCUCAAACGAUCGAGCAUUAAACAUAAUUUUCAGUGUUCAUUAAUUCUAAUCGCGCGAGAAUUGAUGAUUGCAACUGUAAAGACGGAAAAGGCAUUGAGGCUCUAUUGCUGCUGUGAUCUUUUAAUCCUUACUGUAAAAAGUUAUAUAUUCAUUUUUAUAAGUUCAUUUAUAAGCUGAUACAAAGUGGGGAAAAAGAGUAUUCGUACAUCUUUUUUGAGAUAACUUUACAUGAAAAUGUAAUAUUUCUGACAGAACAGAUCGUUUUCAUAAUAUUGCAACAUUAAUUUUAAUUCUUUGUAAAAUUUUAUUCGAGAAAAUAAGAUUGCGAAUACUUAUUUUACCGACUGUGUGAUCCUCAAGCGUUUUUUUUUUGCAUGCAAUCAAUUUUUAAUGUUAAAGGAUCUCUAGCAUUAAUCACCUCGCAAUCGCGCUGCUGGCAUACUUAUCCGUUUAAUACUUGCAUGCCGCAAUAUACUACUUCACAUGUACCUAUCUUACUUAAUUUACGUUGUUUUCUCCUUUCAAUUGUAUAUUUUUAUGUUAUUUAU
Messenger RNA from Trachymyrmex septentrionalis, 3063 nucleotides. RefSeq names its product sodium/hydrogen exchanger 7 (gene Nhe3). Gene Ontology annotation, molecular function: sodium:proton antiporter activity. The record is from RefSeq and is a predicted model, not a curated record. Gene Ontology annotation, biological process: sodium ion transport; regulation of pH; proton transmembrane transport. The transcript has 13 exons. Gene Ontology annotation, cellular component: membrane; recycling endosome. NCBI's taxonomy places the organism in Eukaryota, Metazoa, Arthropoda, Insecta, Hymenoptera, Formicidae. Bases 36 to 2108 code for a protein of 690 amino acids.